AUGGGGUUGCUUCGGAUCUUCCAACAUCUCACAGCCACAGGAGGAGCCACCAACGUCGAUCCGGCUAUGUCGAAGUACCAGGCCCAGCAGAGAUUUUACAGUUGUAUCCAGGGCAGCAAGAUGACGAACGCCGAGUACUAUUCGCGCUUCAUGCAUCAUGUGAACGUGGUCAAGUACUGCAAGGGAGCACUGGGAGCAUCGAUUGCCGCAUUGGAGGACGCAUGCAGAGAAGCAAAAGUCAACAGCACCCUUGAUGAAAUGAAGAAACUCGAAGCAAAGGUGAUGGAGCGAGAAAUGGCAAUGGCAUUUCUCAUGGGCGCUGACAAGAAGCGAUAUGGCAACUUGAUCGCGCAAGCUACCAACGCUCGAUUGUUGCAUAACGGAGCCUCAACUUUCCCAACGACCAUGGCAGGAGCUUUGGAGCUGUUGAACAAUGGGCAACAGCUUCAAAUCACGCAGAGUGUUGUCCGAACCUCCGAUGUGGGAGGUGGAGCAUCUUUUUUCACUGAGGGCCAGCCAUCCGAUCAGAACGGAGCCGGCAGGCGCGAAAAUCCACGUAGAAACGGUACUGGAGGUCGUGGAAAUGGAGGACGUGGCGGUCGCGGCGGUCGCGGACGAUUUGAGCGAAACCAACCUGAAGAUCAUCAAGACGACCACGCCCACAUCAACAACAACGACGCAGAUACUGAUAACAAUAACACUGGUUCUGGAGAGUAUUUGAAUCCUUUAGAUAAUCUAGCCGAUUCGAGCAACGAUGCGGAGGCUUUCAUCGCGAGCGACGCGAUAGAUGAAGAUGUGACAGCUACGGAGCUGCUCUUCCUUCAAUCAGACAACAUGCACGCACAGCUCAUCCUCAAGAGGCACCCAACAUCAGGAUUUCCGGUCACCUGGUUGAUCCUUGACACCGGAUCCACGGCAAACAUCUUCUGCAAUAGAUCGCUAUUACGCAAAAUCCACAAGGUCAAGAAAGGAUUAAGGGUGCGCUGCAAUGCAGGAGUCGUUGAAUUGAACAUGAAAGGGUUUUUUGGAGAUUAUCCGGAGGCGGUGUGGUUCAACCCAAAAGGAAUAGCCAACAUUUUUUCCUUCCACAACAUGAACAAACACUGCAACAUCACAUACGACAAUGCCGCAACCGACCGAUUCAUUGUUGAUUUCAAAAACGAAAAAAUAGAGUUUCUCCCCACUGACAAGGGGUUAUACCACAUGGAUCUGAAGGACCAACUGAACUCGGCUUGGAAUUUCUUCGAGACUGUGAAAGGGCAAAAGGCCAAGCACACCAAGGCAUCAGUGAUCCGUGCAGCCAAGGCUCGCCACAUUCAAAAUAUUAUUGGACGACCUGGAGACCGAAGAUUCACGGACAUUGUAAACAACAAUCUACUGCGCGAUUGCCCAGUCACGUCCGAAGAUAUCAAAACGGCCACCAACAUAUAUGGCCCCAACUUGGGAUCGCUUAAAGGUAAAACGACAUCCACUACGGACGGUCAUGUACGCACAGAGAUUGGCGCUAUUCCACCACACAUCAAGGAGCACUAUUCGGAUAUCACGUUGGCAAUUGACAUAUUGUUUGUCAACAAAAUGCCUUUUUUGGUGACCAUCUCCCGCCACAUCAAAUUCGGGACAGUCGAGCGCCUUCACAACAGGCAAAUUCCCACCAUCAAAAGAGCUCUACAAAAGGUCAUUGCGCUCUAUUCGCGACGCAACUUCAAGGUCAUUUCCAUUCUGGGCGAUCCCGAAUUUGAACCCCUCGAGCAAGAAUUCCCCAAUAUUCAAGUGGACUGCUGUGGCGCUGAUGAACAUGAACCUACCAUUGAACGGUUCAUUCGCACCAUAAAGGACAGGGUCCGCAGCAACUACAACAUGCUCCCCUUCCGCCGCAUUCCCAAACUGAUCCUUGAAUAUUUGAUCCGCAAUGCAGUCUUCUGGCUCAAUGCCUUCCCAGCUCUAGAUGGAGUAUCCAACAAUCUGUCACCUCGAUACAUCGUCACCGGUCGCCAGGUCACCAUGAAACAUCAUGUCCGAACCGAAUUUGGGGCGUAUGUCCAAACACAUGAGGAGCACUCCAAUGACAUGCGCUCCCGCACCUUGGGAGCUAUCUGUCUUGGACCAACCGGCGCUGCUCAAGGCUCCCACUAUUUCAUGAGUGUUGCUACUGGCAAGCGAAUCUCCAGACAACACUGGACCACUCUCCCAAUGCCAACUGAAGUGAUUGAUGAAGUCAGCCAGAAAGGGCAACAACAAGGCAUGCCUUUGACACUCACAUUCGCAGACAGACAUGGAAGAGAACUGAUAGACGAUGAUGAUGACAUCGAUGACGACCAUGACUCUACCUACAGUUACUCAAGCGCCUCUGACAGUGAAGACGACCUCAGCUACGACAACGACAGCCACAGCGAUUCUGACGAUUCCGACGACUCCGAUCCGGGCUCUGACGCUGAUUAUGAUGACGAUAGUGAUGAUGAUGAUGAAACUACUGGUAAUGAUUAUGCAGCUGAAGCUCCACCAACCGGCCAACCACCAGCUACUGCUGGAUUGCCCGCAGGAGUGAUCCAGCCACCACAUCAGGUGGCAGUGGAGCCACAACAGCAUCAACUCCAGCAACAUCAGCCACAAUUCCCCCAGCCACCACAUCAGGUGGCAGUGGAGCCACAACAGCAUCAACUCCAGCAACAUCAGCCACAAUUCCCAGAUGAAAACACCGGAAACACAGGAGUGGGCGGUGCAAACACAGGAGUGGAUGCCGGAAACACAGGAGUGGGCGGCGAAAACGCAGGAGUGGAAUCAGAAGAUGAAGAGGAUGAGGAAGCACGGGCACAAGCAGCCGCCGAUGCGGACCUGAACGAUCGAAUCGACGCAUUGGCAGAGGAAGUGCAACGCGACAUACAGCAGAGAGAGCAACUUCUCCCAAACAAUCAACAACAGAUCGAGGUCGAAAUGGAUGCUGCAUACGGCCCCAGAAAUCACGGUAGAAACUUGCGCCCUAGGAAGAGGCCAACUACACAUGGGGACCAUCAAGUGAUGAUACACGUCCCACACCGAGACGAACCAGUCCCAGCAUACCAAGAAAUGAUAGCACUCUUCAACCAUGAGGUGUCAUUCCUGACAGAGCAAAUGUCAGCGAAGAAAGGACUAAAGGUAUUCGGAGACAAGGGAGCAGAAGCGGUAGUGGCCGAGAUGCACCAAAUCCACUAUAGGAACGUCCUGUCACCAAAAUUCGCGCACGAACUCACCAAGCAACAGAGAAGGGAUGCGCUGAGAUAUUUGAUGUUCCUGAAGGAGAAGCGAUGCGGGAAAAUAAAAGCUAGAGGUUGCGCUGAUGGAAGGAGCCAGCGACUGUACACGCCAAAGGAAGAUGCUUCAGCCCCUACAGUGAGAACCGAAUCAUUCAUCAUCACAUGCGCCAUUGAUGCCAAAGAAGGGCGAAAGGUGAUGACAAUUGACAUUCCCGGAGCCUUUAUGCAGGCAGACAUCGACGACGUUGUCCAUGUGAAGUUUGAAGGCGAGAUAGCCAACCUGCUAACCAAGGUUGAUCCGAGCUUGUAUACAAAAUACGUGGCGUAUGAAGGAAAGAAGCCAGUGAUCUACGCUCAGCUGAACAAGAACUUGUAUGGGACCUUAAAAGGAGCCAUUCAAUGGUGGAAAAAUCUUUCCGAGUUCCUCAUUAAUGAAUUGGGAUACGAAGCGAACCCAUACGACAGCUGCGUGGUCAAUAAGACAAUCAACGGUAAACAGUGUACCAUUAUCUGGCAUGUUGAUGAUUUGAAAAUCUCACAUGUCGAGCAAGAGGUACUUGAUGAUUUGGCCGACAAGCUAAGCGAACGGUAUGGCAAGGAAGCGCCCCUCACUAUCCAAAGAGGAGAAGUGCAUGAAUAUCUUGGAGUUACAAUUGAUUUCAGCGAGAAAGGGAAGGUGAAGUUUUCGAUGGACGACUAUGUGGAUCGUCUACUGGAAGAGGCACCAGAGGAUAUGAAGGGGGUAGCAACAUCACCGGCCGCGAAUCAUUUAUUCCAAGUCAAGGACAAGCCUACGUUGCUAGAUGACAAGAAGGCUGAACUCUACCACCACCUUACCGCCAAGCUGCUGUAUCUAUGCAAGCGAGUACGAGGAGACAUCAUGACCGCAGUGGCUUUCCUCACGACUAGAGUUUCGAGACCUGAUGAGGACGACUAUGCCAAGCUCGCGAGAUGUAUCAAGUACCUGAGAGCGACCAAAUAUAUGCCUCUUACCAUUGAAUUGGGAGACGAAUUCAUCAUGCAAUGGUGGGUAGACGCGUCAUUCGCAGUGCACAAUGACAUGAAGAGCCACACCGGAGCAGUUUUAACCAUGGGCAAGGGAGCCAUCAUUGCCAUCUCUACCAAGCAAAAGAUCAACACGGACAGCUCUACAGUGGCCGAACUAGUCGGGGUACAUGAUGCACUACCUAUGAUCAUGUGGUCCAGAUAUUUCAUCGCAUCUCAAGGCCAUACGGUGGUGGACAACGUUAUUCACCAAGAUAAUCAAAGCGCCAUCUUGCUCGAGAAGAAUGGAAGGAAGCCAUGCGGCCGCAAGACAAGGGCAUUGGACGUCAGGUAUUUCUCUAUUACCGACAAGGUUGCCCAGAAGCUCAUGACAAUCAAACAUUGCCCCACUGCAGAGAUGUUGGGAGAUUUUUUGACGAAACCUCUACAGGGAGCACUGUUCCGAAAGUUCAGAGAUCUAAUCAUGAAUUACUCAGGCCAAUCCAACUGA
Cylindrotheca closterium is the source of this 4725-nucleotide messenger RNA. The record is from the annotation of a GenBank genome assembly. NCBI's taxonomy places the organism in Eukaryota, Bacillariophyta, Bacillariophyceae, Bacillariales, Bacillariaceae.